CCCACCCUCUGACCGAAGUACUACUACUUCCCAUCCCGUAGCCCAGGAGGACGGCGGUGACGGCGCCGGCGAUCAGAUCCAGUGCUCCUCGGCGGCGGCGGCGGCGGCGGCGGUCAUGUGGUCGACGGCGUCCUCGUGCUGGGCCCGCCACCACAUACGCCUCCUUCUCCCGGCCCUCUUCCUCGCCCCCGCCCUCUUCUUCCUCCUCGCCUCUCCGCGCUCCUCCGCACCCUUCUUCGCCCUACCCGCCUCCAGGGAGCGCUCGCCCCUGGGGUCGCGGCUCAUAUGGGCGCAGCGGCGGGUGGCGGAGUGGCGGCCGUGCGGGUGGUGGCGGACGGCAAUGCCCGCACCGCCUACGAGGAACGGGUACAUCCGGGUAGAUUGCUACGGCGGGCUCAACCAGCUGCGGCGCGACCUAUGCGAUGGGAUUGCGGUGGCGCGUCUUCUGAACGCGACGAUGGUUCUGCCCAAGUUCCAGGUUGCGGCAUACUGGAAUGAGUCUAGUGGUUUUGCAGAUGUGUUUGACGUUGAUUACUUCAUUGAGCAGACCAGAGGCUAUGUUGAAGUGGUGAAGGAGAUGCCUGAGGAGAUAUCACUGAAAGAGCCCGUUAACGUUGACUGCCGAAAAAGGAAAGGGCAUUUUGAUUAUGUCGAAACAGUGCUCCCGGCUCUUUUGGAGCAUCGCUAUAUUUCUCUGACACCUGCCGUGAGCCAAAGAAAAGAUAGAUAUCCAUCAUAUGCGAAAGCUUCUUACUGCCAAGGUUGCUACAAUGCACUCCGUCUGAACAAGAAGGUGGAAGCCAAAGCUAUUGAGCUUCUUGAAGCCAUACCAAAACCUUUUUUAUCCCUUCACCUUAGAUUUGAACCAGAUAUGGUUGCCUACAGUCGAUGUGAAUACAGUGGCCUUUCCUCCAAAUCAAUGGAAGCAAUUGAAGCUGCGCGUGGGCAAGAUAGGAAUGUAUUGAUUGGUGAUGCUGCUCGUUUGUGGAGGAACCGAGGAAAGUGCCCUCUAACACCAAGUGAAACAGCCUUUAUCCUCCAAGCACUAGGAAUUCCUACACAUACAAACAUUUAUUUAGCUGCUGGCGAUGGGCUAAUGGAACUAGAUGGCUUCACUUCAGUCUACAAAAACAUGUAUACUAAAUCGUCUCUCCUGACCCAUGAAGAUUUUGAGAGGAUGCAUGGCAAUACUAAAGCUGCUCUCGACUACUAUGUUUCAGUCAACAGUGACACUUACGUUGCCACGUUCUUUGGAAAUAUGGAUAAGAUGGUAACUGCAAUGAGAACAGUGCAAGGGCUACAGAAGACUUUGAUAUUGAGUAGGAGGGCCUUCGCAAACUACACGGCUGCUGGACUGGCAGAGGACCAACUAGCUAAGGCCAUGUGGGAUGCUCAUCGAGAAGACUAUAUCAUGGGGAGGGGAUCUGCUCUGCCCGAGCAUUGCUUCUGUGAGUUCAAGUUGUAGCACAUCUGAGCCCAUAUAACACGAAGGCCGCCUUUGGAUCAGUAGCAACUAAUGCAUCACGUUCUCAUUGAGUUGCUACUGCAAUGAGAGUAAUGCCCAGGCUUUGGAAGAACUAUUCUUUAUCUGGGACUUCGCAAGCUGACGAGUGUCUUGGUUGAAAGGGCUACUGUCACUCAUACAGGCAUGCAUCAUGGAUACUUUUUUCGGUGAGUUCAAUUAGUAGCACAUACAUGUACACGCACACUUCCUUUGAGUUUGCUCUUAGACUGCUUAGAGGGUCAUGUAAGAAAUAGUUGACCUAGAGAAUCUCUCUGAAAUAUCCUUUUCCAACUGGAUAGCAAAGGCCCCAGUUCUUAAAAUUUGAGGGGUUUAGAUAAGUUGAAAAUUUUGUUCAUGGAUGACCAACAAGGGGAAAAAUUUCAGUGCUAAAUAUGUUGUACAAUGUUUGAAAAUUUCUGCAGUGCUCAGAAAUUAACUACUGUCGAGUGGUGUGAUUUGUUAUUUAUUUUGUCCGCUACUAGGAAGUACAUCAGUUGGUUGUAGAGUGGGGGUCCAGAACCAAAAGAAGGCUUGAUGCUUAUUGUUCAUCACAAUGUCUACGUGCUUAAUUGCUUAUUCAUUUCUUUA
This is a messenger RNA of Lolium perenne, 2092 nucleotides long. RefSeq names its product O-fucosyltransferase 13. Gene Ontology annotation, cellular component: cytoplasm. NCBI's taxonomy places the organism in Eukaryota, Viridiplantae, Streptophyta, Magnoliopsida, Poales, Poaceae. The record is from RefSeq and is a predicted model, not a curated record.